This is a messenger RNA of Venustampulla echinocandica, 798 nucleotides long. RefSeq names its product putative IAH1 Isoamyl acetate hydrolytic enzyme. The record is from RefSeq and is a predicted model, not a curated record. The transcript is spliced from 4 exons. Lineage: Eukaryota; Fungi; Ascomycota; Leotiomycetes; Helotiales; Pleuroascaceae. Bases 1 to 798 code for a protein of 265 amino acids.
AUGGAGACCAAGAGAACCGUAUAUGGCCAGUUCAUCCUUCUCGGAGACUCCCACAUUCAACAUGGGGGGAGAUUGAGCGAUGGGUUCUGCUUCGGUGGCGCGCUUACGGAACAUGUUGAAAGGCGGCUCGAUGUCAUCAACAGAGGCUUCAGUGGAUACAAUUCGAGCAAUAUUAUGGCCAUUCUAGAGCAUCUUUUUCCAUCGAUAUCUUGCGCCAAAGUUGACUAUUUACUCAUUCUCCUUGGAUCCAAUGACUCCCGCCUUCCGGAAAACUCAGCGAAUCAGCAUGUCCCACUAGAGGAGUACCGCUCUAAUAUCAAAGGCAUUCUCACUUAUCCUCUAGUCAGGAGUCACAAUCCAGUGAUAUUUCUAGUCACUCCGCCGCCUAUCAACGAGGUUCAACUAGAACAAUUUGACCGCGAUGGCGGCAACACUGUUCUUUCUAGGCACCAAAGCGUUACCGCACAGUAUGCCGCGGCCAUACGGGACCUUGCUGAAGAAUUCAAAGACCAGCGAGUUGUCCUGGUUGAUCUUUGGGCCGCUCUCAUGAAGGAGGCAAUUGCUUUGACCCCUGACUACGUCGAAGGUGGUGGUCUGUUGGGUUCGAGAGAGAGGGGGGAUAGCCAAGGCUUUCGAAGGCUCUUAACGGAUGGACUUCAUCUCACUCCUGCUGGAUACAAGGUACUCCUGGAUACGCUACUGCCAUUAAUGGGGGAAGGUUGGACUGGUGACGCAGCCAAGGCCUCGUGGAUAUUUCCCGCUUGGGACUCGGAGGUCGCACCUCUACCACGCAAAUAA